AUGGCAUUGCCCGGGUGUUUCUAUUUCUCUUUUGUUGUGAAUGCUCUGGUGGUUGUGGCUCUUGCAACCUCAAAUGUCCCACACUUGACAACUAAUUACUAUGAUGACUCUUGCCCCAAUGCUUUGAUCACCAUCAAAACUGUGGUUCAGGCUGCAGUACAGAAGGAGUUUCGCAUGGGAGCUUCAUUGUUACGCUUACAUUUUCUUGAUUGCUUUCACAAUGGGUGUGAUGGUUCGAUUCUGUUAGAUUCUACAUCCUUCAUUGACAGUGAAAAGAAUGCAAAAGCUAUCCAAUACGCUCGAGGAUUUGACAUUGUGGAUGAGAUAAAGGAGGCAGUGAAUGAAGCAUGUGGACAAUCAGUUGUUUCUUGCGCUGACAUUUUGGCUGUUGCUGCUCGAGACUCGGUUGUUGCAUUGGGUGGUCCAACAUGGGAGGUGGAGUUGGGGAGAAGAGACUCAACCACAGCAAGUCCUGCAGCAUCAGAUGCAAACAUUGCAUCACCAUUUUCCAACCUCUCUCAACUCAUCACCAACUUCAAGAGCCAUGGUCUUGAUGAGAUGGAUCUUGUCGUUCUUUCUGGAGCUCACACCAUUGGAUAUGCACGUUGUGCUACAUUUAGGGACCAUGUCUACAAUGACUCCAACAUCGAUCCAGACUUUGCACAAUCAGAACUGGAAUCCAUUUGCCCUAUAAUUGGUGGUGACUUCAACCUUGCCGCUUUGGACCCUACUCCCGCCAACUUUGACACAUCCUAUUUCUCCAAUUUGGUUCAAAACAAAGGCCUUCUUCACUCUGAUCAACAACUCUUCAGUGGUGCUUCUACUGAUGCUCUGGUUCAACAGUACAGCUCCGAUGCCGUAGCUUUCUUCGAGGACUUUGCGCUUUCCAUGAUUAAGAUGGGAAGUAUUCAGCCUCUCACUGGGGAUCAAGGUGAAGUUCGUGUCAACUGCACGAAAGUGAACUAA
Sphenostylis stenocarpa is the source of this 966-nucleotide messenger RNA. The record is from the annotation of a GenBank genome assembly. NCBI's taxonomy places the organism in Eukaryota, Viridiplantae, Streptophyta, Magnoliopsida, Fabales, Fabaceae.